Messenger RNA from Eublepharis macularius, 1365 nucleotides. RefSeq names its product Rho family GTPase 3 (gene RND3). Gene Ontology annotation, biological process: small GTPase-mediated signal transduction. The coding region runs from base 225 to 959 and encodes 244 amino acids. The transcript has 5 exons. Gene Ontology annotation, molecular function: GTPase activity; GTP binding. Lineage: Eukaryota; Metazoa; Chordata; Lepidosauria; Squamata; Eublepharidae. The record is from RefSeq and is a predicted model, not a curated record.
GCCGGUAGGGCGGAGUGAAACAAAGCAGUCUGCCAGGAGCCGGCUGGAGUGGAACGCAGCGCUGCGCGCAACUCGGCGCGGCGGGAAGCGGAGCUGUUGAGCGAGCGGCGUCUUUCUUCAUCUCUCUGGGGUGCUCGAGUGUUUCUUGGGUUACUUGAUCUCCUAAGCGGCCGAGGCAUUGUUUGGGUUUUAUCGGAGCAGAGGCAAAGACUAAGGACACCUCAAUGAAGGAAAGAAGAGCGAGCCAGAAAUUAUCCAGCAAAUCGAUCAUGGAUCCUAAUCAGAAUGUGAAGUGCAAAAUAGUGGUGGUGGGGGACACCCAGUGUGGCAAGACGGCGCUGCUUCACGUCUUCGCCAAAGACUGCUUCCCCGAGAACUAUGUCCCCACUGUGUUUGAGAAUUACACUGCCAGUUUUGAAAUUGACACACAAAGGAUAGAACUCAGCCUCUGGGAUACUUCUGGGUCUCCUUACUACGAUAAUGUCCGCCCCCUUUCCUAUCCAGAUUCUGAUGCGGUCUUAAUUUGUUUUGACAUUAGCCGUCCAGAAACACUUGACAGCGUACUGAAAAAGUGGAAAGGUGAAAUCCAGGAAUUCUGCCCCAACACCAAAAUGCUUCUGGUUGGCUGCAAGUCUGACCUGCGCACAGAUGUUAGUACAUUAGUAGAGUUAUCCAAUCACAGGCAAACACCAGUGUCAUAUGACCAGGGUGCCAACAUGGCCAAGCAGAUUGGAGCAGCCACUUACAUUGAAUGCUCAGCCUUGCAGUCAGAAAACAGCGUAAGAGACAUUUUUCAUGUUGCUACCUUGGCAUGCGUGAACAAAACAAAUAAGAAUGUUAAGCGGAACAAGUCACAGAGGGCAACAAAACGAAUUUCACACAUGCCUGGCAGGCCGGAACUUUCUGCAGUCACUACAGAUCUGCGAAAGGACAAAGCUAAGAGCUGUACAGUGAUGUGAAGGAGCCAGUUUUGUAAUGGAGAUGCAAAGGACAGUGUAAUGGGUGGGAUGGGCGAAGACUUGGUGAGAAGUGCCCAGUGAAAAUGGUCUAUUGUAUGUGCACGGGUCAGUGCUUAAAGGCCGUGGUUCACCUUCUGUAUGCAAGAAACUAUUCUUGGGAAUCAGUAGUUAGAGGAAGCAUUGGAAGAGAUGGAUUCUGAAGAGACGUCAAUGUUGCUUGGAUGAUAUACCAAAUAACGAAGGAAACUAUUUGAAUGUGCAAGAGCAAUGAAAGGAAUGGUAGUACCUGAAGAAAUGAUGUCCUGGCGUAUGCUUAAUUUUUAGAUCUGUUUUGAAUACCUACUUUGAUUUUGAUUACAUGUCAAUAUGUUGCUUUCAAAAAAUAAAUCGAAAAUAUUCCUACUUU